Molecule: messenger RNA, 2070 nt
Organism: Musca vetustissima
Lineage: Eukaryota; Metazoa; Arthropoda; Insecta; Diptera; Muscidae
Exons: 2
Coding region: 51-1619 (522 amino acids)
Source: RefSeq, a predicted model, not a curated record
GUCUAGAUGUUCCGCUCACUAGAGAGACUUUGGUGGGCAGAGCAAAAAAUAUGUUAACGAGAAAUGUUGCCCCUGGAAUUUAUUGUCAUAUUGGCAUAGAAACACAACUACGAAAAGUUGGUCACAUUUUGGAAAAGUAUGAGGAAGUCGAACUAGAUAUAAAUAUCGAUGGAAUUCCACUGUUCAAAAGCUCUCGUGUGCAAUUGUGGCCAAUCCUUUGCAGAAUCGUUAAUAUUCAGGAGAAAACAAAACCGUUUGUUGUUGGAUUAUACUUGGGAAACACCAAGCCGGGUAGUGUGAAUGUGUAUUUGAAAGACUUCAUUGAUGAAGUGAUUCUACUAAAAGGUCAGUUUAUCAUACAACAAAAACAUUUAAAAUUGAAGUUUCGUUGCUUAAUAUGUGACGCACCAGCAAAAGCUUUCGUUUGUGGAGUUCCUGGACAUACAUCAACACAUGGCUGCACCAAGUGUACUCAAAUUGCGAAGAAGGUAAACAAUGUCUUGACUUAUAGUAGCGAGAGUGGUUCCCUAAUCUCCGAUGAGGACUUUGCUGUGCGAAAGUAUCCAUGCCACCAUUCCCAAAUGUUCAAAGAAGAAAAAACUCCUCUCGAAGAAAUUGGAUUUGGUAUGAUAAAUCAGACUCCUUUAGAUAGCAUGCAUCUCAUUGACCUCGGAGUCACCAAAAAAAUGCUAACCAGAAUAAUGCAUAAUAAAACUGAAAAGAAAACCUCAAAACAAAAUAUUUCAAAAAUAUCUUCUGAAUUGGUGAAAUUUAAAAAAUACAUUCCAAGGGAAUUCCCAAGAAAACCCAGGCCUUUAGAUGAUCUUUGUCAUUGGAAAGCUACUGAAUUUCACCAGUUCCUUGCUUAUACAGGAAUUAUUGCUCUUUAUAAUAAUGUACACGAAGAUAUUUAUUAUGAAUUUUUAACUUUACAUUGUGCUUAUCGACUUCUUAACAAUGCACGACAUAUGGAUCAAAAUAUUGUUCAAGCUAAUAAUUUGCUUCAAUUAUUUGUCGAGAACUUCUCAACUGUAUUUGGUUCGAACAGCAUUUCUUUUAACGUUCAUAAUCUGCUUCAUUUGGCUUCUUGCGCAGAAAAGUAUGGUCCCCUUAUUUCGUUUUCUGCAUAUGCAUUUGAAAAUAAACUGCAAACACUGAAAAAACAUGUUCGAAAACCAUCACAUAUCUUUCAACAAAUUAUUCAAAAGGAAAAAAAUUGCAUGAUUGUCAACACUAUUCAGGAUGGGUUAAAAUAUGAAAAAGGUGUUAUCGUUGGAGCUUUUGUAAAUGAUUGCUACAUAUCCUGCAAAGAACCAGAUAAUAUUUGCGCGGUGAAUUCAUGCAUUCCAAUAAAAAUUGAUAAUAUAAAGAAAAAGGGCGAAAUAUAUAUUGAAGGCAGUCGAAUUUUGGCAUUAGAAAGUUUCUACGAAGAACCGGUGAAUUCUUGUGAGAUUGGUAUUUUCAAAACGAAUCUGACUCUAGGGGAAAAAGAGACAUUUUGUAUUAAAGACAUUCAGUUCAAAUUUGUAUGCUUGCCAAUUGAUUCUGAUUUUGUAAUCGUGCCCAUUUUACAUUCCUGCUUUCCAGAGAAAUAUCAAGCACAAAUUUUUACCUCCUAAGUACACAACUCCCGCACAUAAACAUGUCGAACGAAAAUGCCAACCCUUCCAAAGGAAAAAUGAAAUAUUUUGCUCCACAAGCUAAUGCAAAAUGUUCUUCCUGCCAAGAAAAUGCCAGAAAACUAGACACGAUUAUUGAUAUUUUGGCGGAGCAUAAAGUUUUACUGGAUCGUGUUAUUUCUCAGAACGCAUUUGUGGACAAUAUUAUGACAAUUUUUCCAAUUGAAUCGGAAGAAAAACUUCGAGAAUUUGAUCGAAUUCUCGCAACACAAGCAGAUCUAUAUGUACGUAUCUGCGUUUUGGGAAUAACAAAUUCAUAACUAAAACAAUUUUUACAAUUGCAGACUCGACAAAUGAAAAAUCUCAUUGCAGGUAACGCUGAACGUAAUUUGCAUAAAGUAUUUGGAAGAAAUAUUAUUAUGGAUUUUAAUGUUGACGGAACUUUCGGGAA